CUGAACCGGGAAGUUUUGUGUUUAAAUCUAAUUCAAUCUAAUCUUCAAGUCGGGAAUGAAAUAUUGGGUUCCUUGAGCUGCUGCAAUACAACACACGUAAACAAUGAGUUCGUCGUUCGCUAUAGCUAUUCGUCUGACAAUAAUGCUCAGCUUUUUGCCUGCCACCUUGUCUAAAACAACUUCCGAUGUGUCCAUUACCAUGGGUGGUGCAGCCAAAAUACCAUGUCCGUUCGAUGAAGGCGCUCUACGAAACAUCUACUGGUACUACCUUGAUGCAUCUGGACCCCGAAUGAUUUUAAGCCUUGUUAAGUAUGUUGAAGAAAUAGAUGAAGCCUAUACAGAUAGAGCUGGCUUGGAUAAGGACAACUCAACAUUGAUUCUUCAGGAAGUGACAAUCGAUGAUGAAGGAACAUAUCGGUGCGAUGUUGACAGACUAGAACAGCCGACACUAAUAAAUAUCACUAUUACAUUGAGUGUGUUUGUCUUAUCUCCAGGAACUCCUCCGGUGAUUAAGCAGUGUCUCCAAGAACAGCCAGACAGUUCACCCUGCACACUAACCAGUGAGGGACCUACCAACCUUACCUGUCAGUUAACCAAUGUAUACCCGGUAACCAAUCUCUCACUUGGCUGGUACCAAGAUGGCCGUGGUCCGUUGGAGGCGCCCUUUUCGAUGUCUGAAACCAAAGAGGAUGGUAGCUUUGAUCUGGAAACCAACGUCGUAGCGUUCGAGACCGGGAAAUGGUUGUGCAAUGCAUCGUAUCUCUCUGCAUAUGGUAUCGAAGAAACUUCAGCCUCUAUUUUACUCACCAUACUAGACAAGAAUGAUACAGGUAGCAUCGAUGAUGAAAUACUGGCCAACAUCGCAGAGGAAGUGACGGACGAAAGCGACCUGUCAAAGCUUGGUCGACAUCUUGGCAUUCGACAGUUCAAGUUGAAUCAAAUCAUCAAGGAGAACGAGCAAGCCAAAGACGUCUUCCCCGCCACGUCCAUGCUGUUCACCUGGAAGGAGAAGACACCCGCAGCCAAGCAAGUCCCUAAGAUGGUGAAGGCUCUGGAACAGUCGGAUAUGGAGAACCUGAUAACUGAACACUUUCCAAACGAAGCUGGAGUUACAGAUAAGAAAUUGUUUGAGCUAGCCGACAGCAUCCAAGAUGAAGAGGCCAUCGAGCAGCUUGGCAUCAACUUUGGCUUCAGGCAGUUCAAGGUGAACCAGUACCUCAAUAUGAACAAAGACCGUGGUGACCGUUCAGGGACUUCGGCAAUGCUCCUGGAAUGGAGGAAAAAGACACCUAGGACAGCCCAGAUACGGGAUCUAGUAGACGCCCUCAAGAACGCUGGUGUUGAUGGUUCAUUUAACAACAAUUGA
This is a messenger RNA of Lytechinus pictus (painted urchin), 1366 nucleotides long. RefSeq lists its product as uncharacterized. The transcript has 6 exons. Gene Ontology annotation, molecular function: protein binding. Bases 104 to 1366 code for a protein of 420 amino acids. The record is from RefSeq and is a predicted model, not a curated record. NCBI's taxonomy places the organism in Eukaryota, Metazoa, Echinodermata, Echinoidea, Temnopleuroida, Toxopneustidae. Gene Ontology annotation, biological process: signal transduction.